GACUUUUCCGCGCGUUGCGGCCGCCGGUCAGUCGUGGUCAGUUCCACCCCCGCUCUUCUCCUGACCCAAGUCGCGUCGCACCGGAAGCGAAUCAGCCUCUUGUCCGUCUCUCUUUCUCUCCCGCCUGUCGAUUCUGUCUCGGACCGCACGGAGGUGGUCCCUCGGAUCGGAAUUGCGCUAACCGAUCACUCCGAUCAGUAGAGUACGAGCGGCCGCGUGUCGAUCAUCGUCCAGUAUCGCGUGGCUCUCGUGAGUAGUCUUCGUUUUCUACUUCGUUCCACGUUUUUUUACUUCUUGAGAUGACAUCGAGAACUCUUCGUCUGAAGUGGACCGACUAUCUGGCACUCAUUCUGGUGUGCCAGACGGUGCGACCAAUCGAAGGAUAUCCUCGCGCUUCUUCAGAGCUGUCGGAGGAGUCACCGGACGCCGGAAGUUCCUCGUCGCAGGAUAUGUCGAUUUCGAGAGUGAUCGAAGAGGCGUACGAGCAGCAGGUGUUUCUGCGACCGCAAGAAUGGCAGAAGACCAACGACGAAGACGACAAUUGUUGUUCACAAAAGAUAAAACAGAUGCAGAGGGACACUUCGAAGGAGAAGUUUCCGAGCGAUGGGGUGAUUCGAAGUAGAUCAAAAAAAUCACUGCAAGAUUCAAGCACUGAUAUGUCGAUGUACAGGAGUCCAGAUAUAUCGCACAGGGACACGGGCACGUCAAUAUAUAGGAAUUCUGACGAGAAAAUUAUUUUCCCGGACGGUAGGAUCUCAUCGUCGGGAACACCAAUUCCGACGUUGACCUGCCGCAAAAGUACAUUCUGCGAGAACGUCGCCGAUUAUCCCAGGCAAUUGGUGAACGCAGCGAUACAGCGGAACAUCAGUUUGAGAUUCCUGGAGAGUGUCGAUACUGUCGAUUCGAUAUCCGAUGUCGAACAGAGGAUAGACACGGUGUCGCGCGAAUCAAUGCUUUGCCCAAUUCGUGAACAAGUGGUAUACCCGCAAACCGCGCAGAACAAGCAAAAUCAAUGGUUGUUCAUCGUGAACCAGGAUGACUUGAAACAAGGAAUACGCAUUGAAGUUUGUUUGAACGAAGGCCAGAAGUGCGACAUGAUCGAGGACUUCGCCGAGGGCUACAAGACCUCCUGCAAACAGAAAUACAUCUAUCGAGAAUUGGCAGCGGUGGGAAGUGACGGUAACAUCUUCAAGGAUCAAUUCCGCUUUCCGUCGAGCUGUUGUUGUCACGUAAAAUUCAUCGGCGAUCCCACAACUAGGCUGGGACUGAGACUAAACCUGCCGGUCAAUCAAACACAAUAAAGUAAAUCAAGUACCUUUUUCACGUCAAUGAUACUCCGAUAGGAAAGUUAGGACGAGCGAGGAGAAAAUAUAAUGGAGUGACUCUUUCCGUCUCAUUCGUGUCUACGCAGAUGUUCGGUACGUCGCACGUUCACAGAUAGGAUGCUCAGGAUGACUCUGUCAUAUCAACUCUGAUGAUAUUACAUCAAGCAGCUUGUUGUCGUUAACUGUUAGCAGUAAAAUUAUGGGACGAUAUUUUUUGUAAUUGCUUGUCAAUUUAAUUUGUGACAUUACGUUCUCCAGUUUCAAUUCAGAACUGUGUUUCGAGACCGACAAAUAACACUAGUUUACAAAUUUUGAAGUUGCUUACUGCAAAAAAGACUUAACUUUUUAUAUUUUAGAACGCCGAGUUCGAAUCAGAAAAAUUCCAUCAACAUUUUCGAUUUGUUUUCUAAUAAAACUUGUUUUCAAUCAAAUUUCACUAUUAUAUUGGAAAAAAGUCUUUCUUUUUAUAAUUAGAUAUGUUUUUCUUAUAUCUCAAAAUCCUGGAAAUAUUUUAAUGGUAAAUUAUGGUUCGUAGAAAAUUAUCGUAGAAAUAAUCUUCAUAUCUUCUUGCAUGAAACUUUGUAAAUCAAUGUAAUCGGCACACAGUUCGCAUAAACUGAAAAUUCAAGCAAAAAAUAUUAAACACCAAGAUCCGCUUUGAUAAAAUAUGGCCUUCACUUCUUCGCUUAUUUGCGUUAAUAAUUUUUUGUUUCAAACCUGAAAAAAAAGAUUAGAUAUUAAGAGCAACGAAUACAGUUGAAUAGAAUUCGAAAUUUUGCUGUAAACAAUUCUGUCGAUUAAAUUAAUUGUCGAGCUUAGUCGAAGUUGUCGCCAGCGGUUUUUGGUUACUCCUUUUUCUUACUACGUUAGAGAGAAAUAAAAACUACUUCCUGUCUCUUUCUACGUUCAGACAUCGUGUCUCAAGCUCGGUCUAUUUGUAUUACAUCUAUGAAUCGGAGGACCACACUGCCGUGUCCAGAAUACAAAGGAGGUGAAGGAAGUUGAUACAUGAAGGAAUUCGCGAGCCGAUACAACAAUCGUCGAUAUCAUAUCGAAGGAAUGGAGGUGUUUCCAUGAAAGAACUACACCAUUUUAUAAAUAUCGCCAAUGCUCUCUUGUAUUAUUAAUAUACGCGACAAUAUUCGACAAUAGGAUAUGUAUUACGUGUACAGAAUUAUAUUAUGUGAUAUUAUGUGAUACGUUUACUUAUACUCUAAUUACACAUUUACGUUAUAUUUUCUAAAUCUUAAAUAAUUUUACAAAUAAAAUGAUCUAUUCUUCA
Acromyrmex echinatior (Panamanian leafcutter ant) is the source of this 2607-nucleotide messenger RNA. Its product is annotated as Spaetzle domain-containing protein. Gene Ontology annotation, biological process: central nervous system formation; innate immune response. Gene Ontology annotation, molecular function: growth factor activity; Toll binding. The record is from RefSeq and is a predicted model, not a curated record. Lineage: Eukaryota; Metazoa; Arthropoda; Insecta; Hymenoptera; Formicidae. Gene Ontology annotation, cellular component: extracellular region.